This is a messenger RNA of Alexandromys fortis (reed vole), 863 nucleotides long. RefSeq names its product mitochondrial ribosomal protein S33 (gene Mrps33). Lineage: Eukaryota; Metazoa; Chordata; Mammalia; Rodentia; Cricetidae. Gene Ontology annotation, cellular component: mitochondrion. The record is from RefSeq and is a predicted model, not a curated record. The transcript has 4 exons. The coding region runs from base 290 to 610 and encodes 106 amino acids.
GCCUCUCCCCUGCUCUCCGGAGCUGGUGGCGGGCGGGGGGCGGGCUUUCCGGGACGCGCGCGAGCAAGGUCAGACGCAGCUUGCAGAUAAGUAAACUUGACGACAAGUAAAUAGCCUAUUGAAUCACAAGUUGUAAGAAAAGCAAUACACCAAAGCAACAUAGUAUAUAAACACAAAAUAUAAAAACCACAGGCGUGAGGAAAGAAGUAGCUCCAGAGUGGAUGUGUCUCAACUCCAGGGCAGAUCUUGCCAAAGGAACACGGGAAUCUUGUACCUCACGGCUUAAGAAAUGGCUUCGCUUUCAGAAUAUGCCCUGCGCAUGUCUCGUCUAAGUGCCCGGAUCUUUGGUGAAGUGGCCAGGCCUACCGAUUCAAAGUCCAUGAAAGUGGUGAAUAUGUUCAAGGAGCAGCCCUUGGCCAAAAAGAAAGAGACUUACGACUGGUAUCCAAAUCACAACACGUAUUUUGCACUCAUGGGCACACUCCGUUUCCUUGGCCUCUACAGAGAUGAGCAUCAGGAUUUUAAGGAUGAGCAAAGACGUCUAAAGAAGCUCCGUGGAAAGGUGAAACCAAAGAAAGGAGAAGGGAAAAGAGCUACAAAAAAGAAAUAGUACCAGCUUGUCAAGAAAGAAAAUUUCUUCCUCAAUGACUAAGAAAGUAUAUCUCAUUAUCUUUUCAUAUAUUAGAGGAAUGUGACCUUCCUCAGUAGACACAGUGUGUUCACAUCCACUUCAGUUAAACUGUAACUGGUUUCUUGAAGAUAUUCUAAUUCUUCAAAAUUAUACUUACUUUGGUUUUGUAAUAUGAAGUUUACCUAGUUCUCUAAUGGAAUGAAUAAACUAUUGUCUUGUGAUUUGUUUAAGA